Molecule: messenger RNA, 2638 nt
Organism: Oryzias melastigma (Indian medaka)
Lineage: Eukaryota; Metazoa; Chordata; Actinopteri; Beloniformes; Adrianichthyidae
Product: fibulin-7
Exons: 8
Coding region: 367-1707 (446 amino acids)
Molecular function (GO): calcium ion binding
Source: RefSeq, a predicted model, not a curated record
GUGUGAGCUCUUUGGGUUUGUGUCAAACAUCAGCAACAUGCCUUCAGUAUGCAUAAACACCUGCAGAGGGCACAGCUUCUCUAUGGAUUGUAUCAUUAUCAGGCUGCCUUAGAGGAAGGGCACUCCAAAUCAAGCAAAGGGAUAAAACGUGGUGGAGAUUUUUUUUCUUUUUUUGCACUCUCUUUUUCUGAUUGGUUCCUGGAGUAUAAACCCAUACAUUCCACACCGUUAAGCUGAAGCAGCUUUUUUUUUUUUACUCUAGACUGUGGUGUUUUUCUCACCUGGAGUUGAUGCUGGGUGUGAAGGCAGCCUCUCUGUUCGCAGCAGCUAACAUCUGAAGACUGCUCAUCCACACUACUAUCAGACAUGUUUAUUUGUGCAGUGAAAGUCGUCGUCCUGGUGUGUUUCUGUUCGCUUCAUCAAACGUUUGGACAGGACUGUCCCAGCAAACAUGAAAUACAAGGUUCUCUGAGACAGGUCCAGAAGCUUCUGUCAGCUCAUGAGGCGUCCUACAUGCAAAGUCUACGCAACUUAAAGAAGAAAAUUAGUGCGCUGCAGACCAGUGCAGGGAAGCAGACUUCUAAAACCAUAAACAGUACGUGCCCAAAACUAGACGCACCCAUCAAUGGGAGAAAACUUGGAAAGUCCCAUCAUGUUGGUCAUGAGGUUCACUUUCUGUGCGACCCCGGUUAUGAGCUUGUGGGAUCAGAGACGAGAGUUUGUCAGGAAACUCUGACCUGGAGUGGUCAGCAGCCCACCUGCCAAGACAUCAAUGAGUGUGCGUCUUCUCCCUGCCUGAAUGCUGGCACAUGUGUGGAUGAGGUAAACCAGUUUUCUUGCGUCUGUGCCAAAGGCUGGACUGGAGCUACCUGUCAAAGCCCCGUGCCAACCUUUUUCAUCACCAUAACAAACACUUCAGCCACCGCUGCUGCUGCUGCGACCACUUUCCCAGCUGCCACCACCGGACCCUUUGUUCGUCCCUCACGUUGCACGACCGUGCAGGGGACCACUCACUGCACCUGCGAGCCAGGAUACACCAUCUCUGGCAGAGACAGCUACACCUGUGCUGAUAUCGAUGAAUGCGAGCUGUUCCAUAAUGGACAAGCUGGGAGAUUGUGUUUGCAUGCGUGUAUUAACACGCCUGGAGGGUAUCGCUGCUCGUGUCCUGCUGGCUAUGAUGUGACCCGUGACGAACGCAGCUGUAAAGAUAUUGAUGAGUGUGCCACCAGGCAACACAACUGCUCAAAAGACCAGAUGUGCAUAAACACAUACGGCGGAUUCCAGUGUGUUCGCGUAGACUGUCCCAAAAUCCGUAAUGCUACUUAUGUCAAAACGUCAACAAUGCGCUGUGAACGUAACCCCUGCCCUGUGGAGAACAAAGCUUGUUCUCAGGCCCCUAACUCCUUCUCCUACCAUUACAUGGCUGUGGUGUCCAACCUGUCAGCCCCUCGAGUCAUGUUCAGAGUCUCAGCGCUGCGGCAAAUGGGUGACACCCUUCGUUUCUCUUUGCUGGGCGGAAAGCAAGCCCGCCGCCACUUCACCGUCCAGCGUUCAGACCGACUGACAGGCCAGCUGAUGCUGGUGACUCCAAUUCAAGGUCCGGCCACGGUGGAGGCAGAAGUGGAGAUGAGUGAGCUCGAGAGACGGGUCCAGGUUGGGAGAUACAUAACUAAAGUCACCCUGUUUGUUUCUCAAUACGACUUCUAGUGAGCAUAAUGAUGGAACAUGAUUAAACAAGAUAGAAAACUGAAGGGCUAAGCAGUAAUACAAUCUGAAGAAAAGACCUACCAUAAGCUGAAUGAAAUAUAGUGCAUAAGCUAUGUAUAUUUUUGAAGGGUAAUGUGGAAACAUCCUUAAUCCUCAUUGAAGUUCUGUUGUAUUUACAUUCUUGUGUCAGCACUAAUAAAUAUAAACUUAAAUUUACCAAUAAAUAUCAACUGAAACAGUAAAAGUGUUGUCUUUGUUUGACAGUUUGGUUCAGAGUGUCCUGUCUACUUGUUCUACUAUCUGCAGGAACAGUCUGACGCUAUAAAAAAGUUGUGUACUGCAUGUGAACAGUAAUGUGCAAAUACCUUGGUUCCUGCAGUACAGUCCAAUGCUGUUCAGCAGGGAGAAAGCUAAAUGGGGUUGUUGAAAAGAGCCUCUGUGCAACCAAAGCUCUCACAUAAAGUUCACUUCUGAAAAGCAAAACAAGGAAACCGGGAAAUCCACAUGCCCUGCACAGCUAAAGUCAAGUUUGUGCGGUCAUUUUCCUGUGAGGGGAAAUGUCUUCUUUGUGAUGCACUAACUGCGAACUCCUCGGUCUCACAGGAGUGAAAAAAUGCACCGUGAGCCCGUGUGAGAAAGGCUGCAGUGUCACAGCAGUAAAACAUAAGGUUCAAAAACAAGACUCACUGCAGAAGUAAAGAAUGGAAAGCAAAUCAUUAAUCGAUGAACAGAAAAUCAGCCCCCGUGCAGGACAGUUGUUUAGUCAGUAAAAUACAACUUAAAAGCUCUCCCUGUCUUCAUUAUUGCCACAAAACCACAUCUAGUUCAAAUGUUUCUUCUUAACCCUUAGUGGGAAAGCAAUUUAAAGUUGAUCAAUGAGUUAAUUUACACAAAAGAGUGAUAAUGUAGUUUACAAAAAAAAAAAAAAAAA